This is a messenger RNA of Owenia fusiformis, 1019 nucleotides long. The record is from the annotation of a GenBank genome assembly. Lineage: Eukaryota; Metazoa; Annelida; Polychaeta; Sabellida; Oweniidae.
UUCCAGGUUUGUGAAGAACAAAAAUGUGAAGAGGAAGUGUUUCCAUUAUCAAUGAACUAUUUAGACAGAUUCUUAAGUGUAGUGAAUAUUAAGAAGAGUCAGCUACAAAUGCUAGGAGCAGCCUGCAUGUUCCUUGCAAGUAAACUAAAAGAGACAAUUCCACUUACAGCAGAAAAAUUAGUUAUAUAUACAGACAAUUCUAUCACUUUAGAGGAACUAAUUGUAAGUAUCAAUUGCACUUUAAUUGACUUAAACAUGGGUUUAACAUUCCUGUUCUUGGUUUUUGAGUGUUGCCCUUUGUGCUUUAGAUGGCACAGGUAUAGAUAAAUGAAGUGUCCCAGCUGAAAAUGGUCCUAUAAAAGAUAUAAAACCAGGCCACAGUGAUAAAAAAUCAAAAUGAAAGACAUUUUAGUAGAACAUCAAGUGCGUCUAAUAUAGCAUUUAUCAACAAUUUAUUAAAUAUUAAACCAUUCAGAGGUAGUUUGAACUGACCAAAGGAAAUGUUGUUAGACCAAAUGACCAGGAUUUUGGUUUCCCAUGGUUAAAAACAUGAAUGAACUCUGAACUUUGGGUUUACAACUUCUGGGAUGUAGUAGGCUUGCACUGUGUGGAUACAGAAAUGUCACACCUAUGUGGAAAGUACCAUUAAUAGGUCCUUGAAUGAGAUACACAAUGGGAAUGAUUAUCAGAAGGCAAUGAAGAUCAAGAUAACUGAAGCUGUUAAUGCAUUCAUCUCUUUUAUCAGUGAACACACAUUAGGGUUAUCAAAAAUCACAAGUGGCAACAUUGAAAAACAAAUGCUAGUUUUAAAUAUUUAAUUUUCUGGCAUUUAUGCGAAUUUCAUGUCAUGUUAUAAAUUAUUUCAUUGUGUAAUUCAAAGCAUAGUUUUCACAUGUUCUAUUUCGUCUGGCUUUGGAAAGUCACACCAUCGCAGACACAGGAAAUAGACUUUCAUAGCUUCAUAUUCAAGUAAUAAUCUAUCAUUACUACUAAACCAUUGUUUUCAUUAAAUUUAUGAG